CCAAAUUACCUCACCAAUGCCCACCUUUGCCAACAGGAUAAAAUAGAACAUUAGUCGGGCGAUACCACCACACUAACAGCUUCAUUUGUCGUGUUGAAGGCGGACAUUGCUGUUUACAUCUGCAUCACUUACGGCUUGAAUCACCUUUAGCUAGACAAGCCUCGACCAUGAUUCGCUCAGCGGCGUCCAGGGCGUGCCGGGCGUGGACCGCAGCCUUCAUUAAGGCCAACAUCACCACCACCACCACCGGGUCGUCCACCAUCGGCAUCAACGUGGAACGGCGGGAACGAUUCCCCCACUCGGGCACGUCCACCUCCAGCAGACCGGCAGGCAGAAUGGAGGGUCUCGAGUGGAGGUUUCCCGCGGACAAUAGGACACAGGCCAUGGUGGCGGAUGUGGAGAACGGCUUGUGUCAGAGCACCAUCCUCACCUUCAAUUCCAAGGCGCCCAUCACCCCUGACCUGAUGGAGGAGGCGCUCGUCCACCUCUACGGAAAGAUCGAGUCUCUCAGAAUUUGCCUCCGGCUACGGGAAGGCCGGCUGUGGGUCGCCGACAUGCCGCGACAAAAACUAGAUUUUCAGGUGGUGAACAACACGGACUUGGAGUACGAACACUCUGACCUGCAUAAAGUAAAAUUUGACCUCUAUAAUGGGCCGCUGUGGAAUGCUCGGCUCAUGCCAUGCCCUCCAGAUGCUCCCUGUCCUCUUCCUGAAGUGAAGGCAGCAUAUCCUCAUCAGUGUCACCUCCUGAUGUCCGUCCACCAUGCUGCUAACGACGGAUUCGUCGUAAUGCUGAUGUCGGAGCUGCUGUCCCGCAUCAUCGACAGCCUCCUCGAGGGAUCACCCGUGGACACCAGGCCGGUCGGGGAGCUCCGUGACGGCGUGGAGGCCAAAGAGGAGGAAAACAAGAUUAGGGAAGAACUGGAAAGGGAUCCUGAGAGUCUUAUGGCGGCCAUCAGAAAACAUCUAGCGAGCAAACAUCUUCCCCUGCUCAUGGAAGCUUAUGGUGUCCCGAACGAACCAAAUCCAACUACGACGUAUUUGGAGCCGGUGCUCCUCGACAAGCAGACAGUGGAAAAGAUCACUGCCAAGGCUCGCGCCACUGGCACCACCCUCAACGCCUGCUUCACUGCUGCCUUGAACGUGUCCAUGAUGGAGGUAGCGCGCGAGGGGGGUUUGGAAAGAGACGUCUACAGUAUUUCCACAUGGGUCCCCGUCGAUUCCCGCCGACUCAUGAAGAGCUGUAAGAACCUUCCCCUUGGCUUCCAUGCCAUGCCCUUCACGCAGUGCACCUCAACGCCACGUGAUGUGAAGAAAAACUUCUGGCAGUACGUGCAACACCUUGACACCGAACUCCGCGGGAAGCUUAACAGGAACUACAUGUGUGAACAGAGGGUACUGGAGGCGCUGAUGAGGCCGGGAUUCACGCACAAGGCUAUGUUUGGCAGUCGACAUAUCCCUGACUGUGACUAUCUUUUCUCAAACCUUUACUCUCCCAGUUCCACUCAGAAGCGAGGCGUGGGCAAGAAUGUUCAAAUAACAGCGGCGGGCAAUUACAUGAGCUUUCAUACAGGGAACACUGGUGUAGGACAAGGUAUAUUCCCCUUUCGAGAACAAGUUCGCUUUCAAAUCGCUUACUCCACAGGGGUCAUCAACAGGAGAAUAGCUGACAGACUGCUCGAGAAAAACGUCUCUGUGCUCAAUGAUGUCUCCAAAAUGGUAGAGUAAAGGUAAAUGUAGAACUAUUUGGGGAGGCGGUGGCUGAGUGGUCAAUGUGUUGGCGCGGCGUCCAGGAGUACGCAGGUUCGCGACUCGCCCGCCGCUACAAACAGGUCGGCAAUUUUUCAGUCAUCCCCAAGUGGCUUUAGACUACGGACAUGCUGUCCUAUAUUCUGUCUAAAAAAGGAUCAAAGUUGAGGUCCAGGGAAAUGCUGCUCCAGGGAGCAGCAUGAUCCAAGCAAGAUGGCGCCACCGUAAAAACUUGCUUCGCCAUAACGGACUGGGACCGACCACCAGGCCCCACCAUAUGAGCCUACCGGUGUGGCGUCGAGUCUCGGCCCCUUGUUUUAGUCCGUCCGCUUUGUUUACAUAGAUAAAGUGGUGGAUGAAUUUCGGCACGUUACCGUGUCUAUUGUCGACUGCUUGUCAUACAUGAGGUGCAGGUUAUCUCAUUUGUCACAUUUACCGGCAUACAUGGGCUGCAGAUUAUUUCAUUUAUCACAUUUACCGACAUUGUCCCACCCAAAUUUGCUUAUAUUUUUAUAAAAGUAAAUGACGUAUAUUUUGAAUCUGAAAAAUGCUUGAAAUACGAGUUUUGUUUCUUCACCCCUUGCAUGUCGGUAAAUGUGAUAAAUGAGAUAACCUGCAGCCCUUGUAUGUCGGUAAAGGUGAUAAAUGAGAUAACUUCCACCCCUGUAUGACAAGCAGUUGACAAUAGACAGUACCGUGCCGAAAUUCAUCCACACCAGUGUGUAUGUAUACAAAGCUGGCGAAUGCGCAGAUCAGGAGCGAACAGACUAAAACAAGGGUACGAGACUCGACUCCACAACGGCGCCAUAGCCAAAUAGUAAACACACACACACACACACACACACACACACACACACACACACACACACACACAUACGUAAGUGAUUUGCUUACUCUGACAAGGAAUAUCGCAAUAACGCUGAUAUCCCGAAUGACUUCCACAAACAUUUGUGUUGUAACACUAGUACAAGGAGUUUCGAAUCAUUAGUGAUUUUCUUACUCUGACGAGGAAUAACGCUAAUAUCCCGAAUGACUUCCACAAACAUUUGUGUUGUAACACUAGUACAAGGAGUUUCGAAUCAUUAGUGAUUUGCUGGCUGACGAGGAAUAUAGUUUAUAAACUGAAUGACUUCCAUAAACAUAUAUAUGUGCUGUAACAAUAAUACAUGUAGGUUCGGCUCAUUACUAAUUUGUUUACUUUGACGAAGAAUAACGCUGAUAUUCAGAGUGACCUGCACGAACAUUUGCGUUGUAUCACAAGUACUAUAAGUAGUUUCGGUUCAUUACUCAUGCAUUUGCUUACUAUGACGAGGAAUAUAGUUUAUAUUCCGAAAGACUUCCACAAACAUGUGUCGUGACAACAGUACAUGUAGUUUCGGCUCAUUACUCAUUUGCUUACUAUGACGAGGAAUAACGCUGCUAUUCAAAGUGACUUCCACAAACAUUUGUGUUGUAUCACUAUAGUCAAACCAUUUCAAAUAGUCCGUUUGGGCGUUCGAUUCCGCGGGUCCUUUCCUCCCUUCUGCUCUGCCACACAGUCCCAACACCUAUCCUUUCCUCUCCUACGUUACCUAUAGGUAACAUAGAAAAUAGGUGCUGGGACUGUGUGGCAGAGCAGAGGGAAGGAAAGGACCCGCGGAAUCGAACGCUCAAACGGUCUAUUUGAAAUGGUUUGACUAUAGUAUUACGUACAAGUAAUUUCGGCUCAUUGAUAAUUUAUUUACUCUGACAGUUAUAAAGCUGAUAUUCCGAAUGAUUUCCACAAACAUUUUUGUGACACUAGUAUAAGUAGCUUCGGCUCAUUUCUCAUUAGGAAUACAGUUUAUAUACUGAAUGACUUCUAUAAAUAUAUGUACAGUACCAGUAGUAUAAGUAGUUUCGGCUAAUCACUGAUUUGCUUACUAUGACGAGGAAUAACGCUGAUAUUCUGAAUGACUUCCACAAACAAAGCCAUGGAAUAGGAGAAUUUGACAAACUUCAUCUCAGGCGUCAUGUUGCUACCAAAAGCGCCGAGCGGAAUUCAAAUGUGAUGAUAAUUUUCCAUGCAGCAUUGGUAUUAAAUAUUUUAGCCUAGUUCAAUAUCAGCCUGACACCGCUUCUAGGGCCGAAGACUUGCCCCGGGUGCAUUCUUCCCAACUGUAUACUGGUUCGUCAAGGGAGGCACAACCAGCCAAUCACCGUGCGUCUUACUCAUGACGUCAUGAGUCACCACAGCCAAUCAGCAUUAUUAGGAGAAGUGAAUUGGCAAAAUUAGGCAAAUGCUUGCAUGUAACUGCAAGAAGUGAGAUUGUUUGACAUUCAAUAACUCAAUUUUAUUGUAACACAUCAUUCUGACCAAGUAAAGCAAUGAUGCAUGUUUUUGUUGCCAUGAUAUCAAUUCAUUACUUUCGUCUCCCCCCCCUCCUUCAAAUCUUAUUUUCUAUGAGAAGUAGUACUAGCGUGAAUACUGAAUGGGCAACUAUAGCAUAAUAUUAAGUUAAAUUUAUAUUUGCAUUUGGAAAAAGAAUGUUGUGAAUACAGUGCAUAGAUGUAUUGGUGUAACCCUGUUGGGGUUCUCUCUUUUCCUGCCACUUCAAGCCUACGACAAAAUCAUUGUUAAAGCUUAAAUUAAGGAUUCCUAUUAAAAUUAAUAAAAACACUUUUACUUAAAUUUUGUGUUCUCAUAGGGAAGGUUUCCAACAAUGGUAAGUGCAAGGAAUGUCAACUGAGUUAAACUUCAAACUCCAAAGGGAUCAUAGAAAAUGAACAAACGAGUAAAGCGGUGUGAUAAUGAUAAUUAUUGUGACUUCAAAUGUUUUAUAUCAGUCACAGUACACAGCAAAAUUACUGUGAACACUCAUAUAUAAAAACACUUUAUUAAUGUUCUAUUGAAGGACCAAUAUUUAAAAAAAAGUUAAGUAGCAACGUAGCCUAGCACAGUGUGGUCAGAUAAAUGGUGGAUCUAUGUGACUGUGUUUCUUGUACCACAUAAAUGACUUUGUAUUGCCCAUGUUAUUUGCUUAUUAUGUAAUUUGCUACCUGUUCUCUUCCCUUGGUACUGUCUUCAGUUAUGUAGCAAGAGUGCAACUUCGCAAUCUUUUUUUCAAAGAAGUUUGAUAAAAAUUAACAACAUUUCAGCAUGCAGAAUAUUAUUACUUAUGUUGAACUUAUCUAAAUAAAUGUUUUUUUUAUGGUU
This is a messenger RNA of Eriocheir sinensis (Chinese mitten crab), 4923 nucleotides long. RefSeq lists its product as uncharacterized. The record is from RefSeq and is a predicted model, not a curated record. NCBI's taxonomy places the organism in Eukaryota, Metazoa, Arthropoda, Malacostraca, Decapoda, Varunidae. The transcript is spliced from 5 exons. Gene Ontology annotation, molecular function: catalytic activity. Bases 168 to 1727 code for a protein of 519 amino acids.